GAUAGAUGUGACUCAGUCUGUGCUUCCUGCAUUCACCGACUGCCUCUCCUCUUUGCUCAGGUGUUCUUUUUUAAAUUAUUCACUGUUUCUUUUUUGUUUUUGUUUCCUGGAGUGGAGUGAGCGUUCUCUCUGGCCAGGAGGCUCAGAUGGGAGGCGUCGCUGAGCGGGCUGGCUCGUCAUGCUGAACGGGGGCAGGGAGGGCCUGUACGAGCUGGGCAGGCAGCUCCAGCAGCAGGGGGAGUCCCAGGCCGCGCUGCACUGCUUCCUCAGCAGCCUGCUGGGGCUGACGCACGUGCAGAGCUUCCACUCGCUGCCCAACUGCCUGCACCAGAUUGCUGAGCUCUUCAUCGAGGAAAAAAACUAUGUGAAAGCGCUCCAGUUCAUUCAGGCGGAGAAGAUGUUCUACGAGGUGGCAUUGCUCGAGCUCACAGCUCUUCAGGGGAGUGCAGGCCCCCAGGACACGGCUCCGCUCGGAUCGGAGGGAUGGGAGUCUCCAGAGGAGCUGUCGGAGCAGGCCUCUCAAGCUCGGGACUAUGAGAGACUCGCCCAGCUGUGCAUCAUGAGCAAAAGACCACAUCUUGCUUUAGAAUACAGCGGCAAGGCCACUAAAAUUCGACAGAAGGCAUUUGGCAAUGACCACCCCAUCACAGCCAGGAGCCUGGAGCUGCUGGCAUCUGUCUAUGCUGAGAUAGGCAAGACUGAAUAUUCAGACUCUUUGGGCCAGUGUGUGUCGGCGCUGUCCAAGAGGUUCGCUGCGACGGAAACAUUCAGUGACGCGCUUAACGGUGCCCCCCUGACUCACCGGGAGAGGCGCUCCGAGGUCCGGCAUCACCACAGAAAGGACACGCAUCACCAACAGGAAGCAUCAAAACAGAAGAUCACCAACUGUAAAAUUCCCACCUCCAUCCUCAAGAAGCCCAGCUGCGGCGGUGCCGACUCGGAGCUGACUCACCGGCGCAAACCGGAGCGGCGGGUUCGCUUCCGGGAGCCCGAGCUCACUGUACAUGACAUUCCACACUCUGACUGUUCACUAGCGUACGACACCUCCCCCAGCCGCCCGCACCUGGCCCUCCUCACCUGCCUGUUCCUGCUGCUCUCCGUCCUGGGCGUGGCGCUGUACUGCACAGACCGGCGGCGGCCGCAGCGCGCGUGUGAGGAGCUGGAGGCCAUGCUGGCCGUCUACCUGCUGCAGAUGAAGCAGGUACUCUGGGGCUGCUGGAUCUGGCUCACCAUGCAGUAACUGUGACCAGCCAGAGGGGGAGCUCUGCACCACCCCCUCCCUCUUCCACAGCCUCGCCCAAGUCCAAAAAAUGGCUGGUUCCUCCUAUAAGAGCACUGCAUCCACUCUCUAAACACGGUGCUGAGACGUGCAUCACAGAUUGUAGCACUACGCUUGCUUACACCGACAUAUAGAAAAAUGUAUAUUCCCAGAGUUAUGUAGCUGUCAUGGCUUUGUAAAUACUUAGGUCAUUGGAAUGCCUUGUUUAAGUUAUGAAGUCUUUAGCACAUCACGAGUGUGUUGGCACUUACAGGUUAUGCCCACCAAAAAUCUUCAAUUUAUGUACAUUUCAGUACAAUCAAUAUAUGUGGAUCAUAUAUGUGAAUAUGGAGGACAAAGUUUGAAAAACUGAGAAAGCAAUCAGUCUAAAGAGAGAAAAACAGUAGGAUAUGAAAACUGUCAACAGCACUUAAAAUUAAGCAAAGGAUUACUGCAUGAGAAAGGCACUAAUAUUUUAACACCUUCUGAGAAAGACAUCUAAGAGCAGACAUGACAUCUUAUCAGCACAGUCCGUCUGGCCGUAGUCUGGCUUAUCAAUCAAGAUCAUCACUAUAUUUAAUUUACUGCAUAUGAUAAGCAGAUGUGCUGUUAAAUUAAUAUUAAAAAAUCACCUUUAAUUUACAAAGAAAGAAACUGUCUGCACAAUAGUUUAAUUCCAACCACAUGGAUGGUACAUUGAUGAGAGAUUUUAAGUUCAUAUUUGAACUGAGAAGAGAGUAUCUUUCAGCACAGAAAUAUAUAUUCAUUCAAUAUGACAGACAAACACUGUAUCUGCUUAUGAAAAAAAAUGUGAUUGGUUUUCUGUAAGAGUGUAUAUGCCUUCUAUACUUCGAAUCUUCAUAGAUAUAGUUACUAAAA
Molecule: messenger RNA, 2137 nt
Organism: Megalops cyprinoides (Indo-Pacific tarpon)
Lineage: Eukaryota; Metazoa; Chordata; Actinopteri; Elopiformes; Megalopidae
Gene: c12h14orf180
Product: chromosome 12 C14orf180 homolog
Exons: 10
Coding region: 179-1240 (353 amino acids)
Biological process (GO): positive regulation of Golgi to plasma membrane protein transport
Cellular component (GO): transport vesicle; trans-Golgi network; plasma membrane
Molecular function (GO): connexin binding
Source: RefSeq, a predicted model, not a curated record